AUGACCGAAAAUUUUGAACGGAUGACAAAACAGAUGACAGAAUUAAAAAACACCACUCAACAGCUCAGCCAGCGAUUUGAGACAAUGUCCGAUCGAGUCACUAAACAGGAAGAAACUUUGGUUACAUUCACACAUGAAACAAAAAACAAUAUCACCCGAUGUGAGACUCAGUUAACUCAAAUAGUUAAUGUGCAGCAGGAAGUGAACACUCGUGUGGAAGAGUUAGCUCAGGCCCACACUUCAGCUAGCUCCACUCAAGAAAAGCUGACUGAAGAAGUGGGAAAUAUUACCCAACAGCUCACAAUGGUAGUUCUUGAACAAACCCACCUCAAAGAAAAGAUAGAAAAAUUAGAAGAUCGAGCGGACCUCGCGUCACUAAACAACACACCAACAUGGCCGAAAGAAUUGUACACGAAUGAUAUACUUUCAAAAGCAAAGACACAUGUUAAAGACGAGACAAAACACAUAGAAGACGAAGUGACAAAAUUACGAGACAAUGUUGUGCCGUAUUUGGUGAUUGGUGUAAACGCAUCGUCAGGGAACGACAAAACAGCUAAAACCAUGGCUAAUGACACAGACAGAACACCUAUUGUGGAAUCACCUAUUUCCAAUCAAAAUUACAAUGUGCCGCUUUCUUUUCCACCAAACGAGCAAUAUUACGAUACGACACCUAGAGUAGCAAAUCAAAUGGACGUAGUUUACAGAGGCGAUUCAUGCCAUUCAAAUUUUACUCAUGUUACUAACCAAAAUCAGCACCCACCCCAAAGGAACCGUAGUGACGGUGGUUGGUGGAACCAUCCGCCCGCGCCGCGACACAAUACGAUGCCUGCACGCGAAACAUAUUCAAAUGGAAACGUACAGUACAACAACAACAACAAUAGGAGACGUGAGAAUAACCAGUACAACCCGGGCUACUUUGACAGGAACUAUAAAAUAAAUAAAAUAAAAUAA
Schistocerca piceifrons (Central American locust) is the source of this 951-nucleotide messenger RNA. Its product is annotated as SWI5-dependent HO expression protein 3-like. The record is from RefSeq and is a predicted model, not a curated record. The transcript is spliced from 4 exons. NCBI's taxonomy places the organism in Eukaryota, Metazoa, Arthropoda, Insecta, Orthoptera, Acrididae. The coding region runs from base 1 to 951 and encodes 316 amino acids.